UCUUUUAUCACCAGAAACACCAGAAACUAAAAUUUCUUUUGAAACAUAUACAAAUAUUAAUGAUUUAAAUAAUCCUUGGAAUUUAGUCCCUACUUAUAUUCAAGUAUUUGAAAAUGGAACUACUAAUUCUAAUUCAUUUAUUAUUCAAAAACCCGAUGGAAAUACAAACAUGUUUACAAAUUUUAAAAUGGCUCUUUUUGCAGUGUAUUUAUUCUUAACAGGUGAUUCGAGAGCACUAUCCAAUUGGACAUAUAAUGAUAAUUCAACACUUGCAAUACUGGUAGUCUUAUUUUCACUCUUAAUUGUAGUAUAUCUUAUGAAUUUGUUUAUUAGAUUACUUAAUAUAGCAAUUGAAAAAGAUAAAGUUUCAUAUUUAAUACAAAAAGCAGAGAUUAUAGCUGAAAUUGAGUUAUUUUAUUUAUUACCACAUCAAAGACGUUGGUAUGCAUGGUUUCCUGAAGUGAUACAUUAUUAUGCCAGUGUUGAUAAAACUCGUGAAAAGAUUAAAGAAAUGAUAAGUAAAGGUGAAUGGAAAACUGAAUUCCCAGAACUGAAGCAAAAUUUAUUAAAUGAACUCGCUAUUCAAUCUGUUGAUGAGAAUUCCUUACAGCAAUUAUUAAAAGAAAUACAGUCUAAAUUGUAAUUAUUGUCCAGAAUUUCUAGGCUUUUAAUGGUUUCUGUUUCUUAUAGAUAUAUUUCCAAUAUAU
Molecule: messenger RNA, 707 nt
Organism: Rhizophagus irregularis DAOM 181602=DAOM 197198
Lineage: Eukaryota; Fungi; Glomeromycota; Glomeromycetes; Glomerales; Glomeraceae
Source: RefSeq, a predicted model, not a curated record